AUGGCCGGUGUCUGGCUGAGGCGAAAUGUCACCUACACGCAGGGCCAAAGCCCCGCACCACGCAUACGGGAGUACUUCUACUACGUCGACCACCAGGGACAGCUUUUUCUCGACGACACCAAAAUUAAGAACUUCGUCACCUGUUUCAAAGACGAGCAGUUCCUGUCCUUCUUCUUCAGCCGUCUGCGGGCGAACGAGAGCGGGCGCUACCAGGAGCACUUCCCCUUCCUGUCGCUGUGCGGGCGCGAGAGGAACUUCCUGCGCUGCGACGACCGGCCCCUGGUGUUCACACAGCUGCUGCCGGGGCCCCCGGAGGGCCUGUCCUUCUGCGGGGCCGGCGACCGGCUGGCGGUGCCCUUCCGGCCCGAGGCGCUGUUCGUGCACCCGGGCAGCGGGCGUCUGUACCACCCCUGUCCCGAGCGGGCGGGGGCCGUGGGGCUGGUGCGCUCCGCCCUGGCCUUCCAGCUCAGCCCCCACUUCCUGUACCCGCCCGGCCACGCCCACGCCGGCCAGCCCACGCACUUCCUGUGGGCGGGACGGGGCCACUCGCUGACCAACGAGCUGGCCGGACAC
Messenger RNA from Conger conger (European conger), 573 nucleotides. It is a transcript of the gene c4h8orf82, whose product is annotated as chromosome 4 C8orf82 homolog. Lineage: Eukaryota; Metazoa; Chordata; Actinopteri; Anguilliformes; Congridae. The record is from RefSeq and is a predicted model, not a curated record.